Dunckerocampus dactyliophorus (ringed pipefish) is the source of this 17692-nucleotide messenger RNA. It is a transcript of the gene grm6b, whose product is annotated as glutamate receptor, metabotropic 6b. The record is from RefSeq and is a predicted model, not a curated record. The transcript is spliced from 10 exons. Gene Ontology annotation, molecular function: adenylate cyclase inhibiting G protein-coupled glutamate receptor activity. Lineage: Eukaryota; Metazoa; Chordata; Actinopteri; Syngnathiformes; Syngnathidae. The coding region runs from base 10391 to 12604 and encodes 737 amino acids. Gene Ontology annotation, cellular component: membrane. Gene Ontology annotation, biological process: G protein-coupled glutamate receptor signaling pathway; regulation of synaptic transmission, glutamatergic.
CUUCUUUUACUACCGUUAAGUCCGCUGUAUAGGCCGCACGUGUCCACGCCAUAAAAUGGCAAAUUGUGACAUGACGAGUCCGUGAGGACCAGGCAGCUCUUUAUUUAACAGGAGCCAAUCAUGAGCUGUGAAAAAAGUCGCAACAAGCUUGUCAACCCAUUGGAAAUUGCAGGAGGUCAUUACUUAAUAUAACAGGCUGACUCACGGUGUCAUCUUACAAACAACAGUAAUCUCAUCACACAUCAACUUAACACCCAAAAGAUAUACAUCAGAAAUGUACAAACAUGUACCAAUAGGCGUAUGAAAUAAAAAAAACAUUUAAAAGUUUUCCCAUAAUGCAUUUUGUCUGAGCGAAGCAUUUCAUUGGAGGGCAAGCAGUAUAGAAAAUGGUGGAUGGUGCUGUAAUGCUACCUCUGUCCACCAGAGAGAGCCAGAGGACCCGCAGCCCAGAGCGAGGCAGAUAUCACUGCAGCUCAACAAUGAAUGUGUUGCUCUGACACAAUGCAUUAUGGGAAAACCUUUAAAAUAGUUGUUUUUUUCAUUUCAGGCUUGUAUUGGUACAUGUUUGUAUAUUUCCGAGGUAUACCUUUUGAGUGUUAAGUUGCUGUGUGAUGAGUUUAGUGUUGUUAGUAAAGUUUUCUUAGUCAGAUGACGCCAUGAUAUUAUACUGUCACAUCUAAUGACCUCCAAAGAUCAAAACUUGACGUGCGCGAUACUACAGAUUUUGGUAUCGAUUCGAUACCAAGUCAUUCAUGUAAUGUUAUUUAUUUGCUAUGUGUUGUAACUACAGUAUAUGAAACAAAGACAAGCCCAGUGUAAGCCUUCACAAUAAAAGCUCUGUUUUAUACAUCAUGUCUCACUGCACCAGAAAAAAACCCCACCUUCCAACAACAAAUCAAAGAAAAAACAAAAAAUGAAUACAGUCUCACCGUUUGGUACGAGGCUGGGGUUUGUUUUCGUUGCUCGUUGUGUAAGCGACAGGCAGUGUGCUAGCAUGAAUUAACGUCACAGCGACAAAAAACAAAACAAAACUAUCAGUCAAGCAGUCAUAAUACGUCAUCAGAGCUCACCUUUAUUCGUUCACACACAGCGUCAGCAUUUGGGGGCAAUGAUAGACUGGGAAAAAUAUACAGGAAGUCUACUUGUGGCAGCAUCAGAGAAAGUUAGACUUUCACUUUGCCACGGAGCACACAACUAUGUUGCAUUCAAGGACCGCUGGAAAUAAAUGCUUGGUAAUGGUAAUGGUUUCAUUUCUUUUGGACAUGCAUACAACAUUGGAAUACAUCACAUAGAACGACAGUUCUACAUGCCCCAAAAGAAGCAAUGUUUAUUUAAUCCCACCCUCCCCCCAUCCGUUUCACAUCAAUUGCACUACAUUUGUUUUCCACUGCGCAACGCAUGGACCGGUACCGACGUGCGACCCAGUGGUUGGGGACCCCUGCUAUCAGGAAACGCACAGAAAAACUUUUAAUGUCAAAUUUAAAUUCAUGCUAAAAUUGCCAAAUUCUAGUUGUAGCACAGGGCCAUUGAUAAUAUAGUGGUUCACUUCUGCCUUUGACGGAGCUGGGGUGAGGUCACCGUAAUGCUCUAGUCACAGUCUCUUUGCCUCAAGUCAGAUGGAAUAAACCCCAAUGCCUGCCGUGACCCUACACCAGAUUAGCUGUAUAAACACUGAAUGCAAGCUGACUGAAAUGAUGUGCUCGGAAUCCCCUUGCUUAGACGGGGAGGAACAUGGAACACCUGAACCCCUGAACACCUGUAAGUUUGCUUUUGAGUCAGGACCUGAAUUAUUCAACAUUUUUCUGCUACUUUUUGUGUUUUUUGUUUUGAUAACGGCAGCUGUAAGUUCAUGUACAGUCCAGCCACCUUUUCACGCAACUGACGAAAAUCCGCGAGUACUUGACACACAACCUCGGAACCCUGGUGCCAUUCUUCACUUGCAACACAAUCCAGGUUUAAUCUGUGAAUAUGCCACCCACACUCAUUAAACUCACGUAGAGCAUAAACUGUAUAGGUACUCCCCACUAAUGAAUGAUAAUGUCAGCUGACUAAUGAACAGAUGGAUUUAUUAAGUUGUGGCAGCGUCAGAGAAAGUUAUUUAUGUUCCACUUUCGCUCAGCAGCACACAACUAUGGUGCGUUCAAGGACCGCCUAACCUAACCUGGUGAAAAAACCUCAUCAGUGAAGCAUAAAGACAUGUAGUGACCGAAAGGACGGGUACAAGCGGCUGUGAGUUUCCGCUGUGAGUUGGCUGAGCUCUCCCUUAGAGAUAAGGCGAGAAGUGUCCGGGAAAAACUCGGAGUGGAAUCGCUGCUCCUGCGCAUUGAGAGGAGCCAGACGAGGUGGCCUCCCUUCGGAGGUGUUCAGGGCACGUCCGACCGUGAGAAGACACAUUAGAGAGACUAUGUGUCGUUAGAGAGACUAUGUCCCUCAACUGGCCUGGGAAUGCCUCAGAAUCCGCCGGGAGAAGCUGGACGAGGUGGCCGGGGAGAGGGAUGGCUUCCCAGCUUAGGGUGCUGACCCCGCGACCCCACCUCGGAUCAGCAGUAGAAGACUGGAUGGAUGGGUGGACGGCAUAAAGACAUAAUUAUGUAAAAAGUGUGGGCUGGUGCAUGCAUGGCGUACAUUUUGCCUCUAUCAAUUCUUAUUAACUUGCAGUGAUAGAGAUGCGCUUCCUGUGGGAAAAAAAUUAACUAUUUUCAGACAAAAAAAAUUAAAAAUUGAUGAAAGAUCCGCAAAUCUGUGGGCUCGCAAUUGCUGAAUGGCGAUUGUGCGGGGAUCCACUCUACACGGUGCCGAUGUUCGCCAAUGAUGCUGGCACUCAUUGCAACGUGAGUACAUUUCCAUCACGUCCAAUUACAUCAGGACAUUUCCAUUCAAAUGAAAUGAUGCAGAAUCUGAAUGAAACUCUGAGUUGAUGGCUCGUUCAGAGAAUCAGGCAGGAUUGUCGUGGUUUGAUCUCCAUCAGCUAAUCUCUAUUCUGUAGCUGUUUUUUUUGUCUCUGUACCGAUGAUUGACCUUUGAUAAUUGAUUACACUGCUCAUAGCAAUGCUGGGUCAGAGCGCAAAUCCCACAUGAUGGCAUGUUCUCAUGGAAUUACUGGCUGGAAAUCUAGAAAUGAAUAAAGAUACAGCCCAUUUCUAACAAGCCCAGGUUUCAGUGCAUAAAAAGAUGAAGCGCAUUUCUACGUCUUCCUUGAGGCAACUUGCAUUCUUUAUGAUAAGGAUGCUUGCUGGGAGCCAAGGAGCAGCAGCCAGCACCCAGGGCAGAUGUUAACUACAGCAUUAUAGAUCCCAACCUUCACUAAGCCCCUCUCAGCAGCUCAGGACCCUAGGCUGAAAAUAGAGCAUCAGGCUAGAGGAUGACAUUGGUUCCAGGAUAACAGCAACUUGUGGCCUCGCCAGGGAGGAGUAGAUUUAGCUAAAUGGUGUGUUUCUACCCACCCUCCAUAUGUGCUGCACUGUGACUGCACAUGCUUCCAGAAUCACGUCCACUGUUCUGUACACUGAACAUCUGCUCUAAGCCAGUGCAGGAGAUGUCUCAGCAUUCCUUUACUCAGGGUACCUCACACAUGGCUCGCACAUGGAGGUAUGUGCCAUAUGCCUCCCCAGACCAUCACUGACCCACCACCAAAUUGGUCAUGUUGGAGGUUGUUGCAGGCAACAGUUGUCCAUGGUGUCUUUGUGUGAAUCUGGAGGACGAGGCUCCUGUGGCGAAUGUGCCAAUCCUGGUGCUCUCUGGCAAAUGCCAAUCAGGCUGCGUAGUGUUGGGCUGUCAACACAGGUCCCAUUUGUGGAUGUGGGGCCCUCAUACCACCCUAAUGGAGCCUUUUUAUUACAGUUCCUUCUGAACCUUAGGCACUGAUCAUGUAAGCUAUUUUCUACUUGCACAAUUAAGCCUCCUGAGACCUGAGCUUUUGUCUGCCUUGCAUCUUUUAUUUCUCCUUGAUUUUUGGGAUAAGGACCUAAUAAACAUAACUAAACUUCAUCUUUGUACAGGAAGUAGUUUUAGAAAAAAAUGAUGUCUUUAUAUGUGGGCAGUCAGAUUAUCAAUACAUUAAAAUCAAUUAUUUGCUGUUCUCUCAAAAAUCAACGUCCUCUUAUGACGACCAUGGGUUUAUUUUACUGUCUAACAAAGACCAUAAACCAGAUUAUUAGAUCUAUUGCCAGGUGGCGGAAGGUGUCAGUUCUCGACCGUGUCCCUCCAGGAAAACCUCUGGGGUGUACUCCAGAAGUAUUGGGUAUCUGACUGCCUAGAUCGGGCGGUUUGCGCCCUGUAUGACCAGGACCUGGACUCCAAAGCUGUCAGUUGUCACAGGUGGUGUUCAUGACCGUUGUGAACAGAAUUUCUAGGCGCAGCCAGGGCGGUGACGGGAUCCGGCUGCAGCAUUGAGUGUCUACUUUUUGCAGAUGAUGUGGGCCUGCUGGCUUCAUCAGAACGUGAUCUUCAGCUCUGAGAACCGGAGUACAUGGGUCUCGCCCGGAAAAGCGUGGAGUGCCCUGCCCCAAAUGGAAGAGUUGAACUACCUUGGGUUCUACUUCGUGAUGAGGGAAGGAUGGAACGCGAGAUUGACAGGCAGAUUGGUGCAGUGAUGAAAACUCUCCAUCGGUCUGUCUUGGUGAAGAGGGAGUUGAGCUGAAAGGCAAAGCUCUCAGUUUACCAGUCAAGCUACGUUGCAACCCUCAUCGAUGGUCAUGAGCUUUGGGCGGUGACCGAAACGACAAGAUGGCGGGUACAAAUGGCCGAAAUGAGUUUCCUCUGUAGGGUGGCUGGGCUCUCCCAUAGAGAUAAGGUGAGAAGCUCUGUCAGCAGGGAGGAACUCGGAGUAAAACCGCUGCUCCUCUGCAUUGAGAGGAGCCAGAUGAGGUGGCCUCGGCAUCUCGUCAGGAUGGCGACCGGACGACUCCCUGGGGAGGUGUUCAGGGCACGUCUGACUGGCAGGAAACCUCAAGGACAACCCAGGACACGUUGGGUCCCCGGGAGGAGCUAAACAAAGUAGUCGGAGAGAGGGAAGUCCGUGCUUCUCUGCUUAGGCCGCUACCCCCACGAUGCUGUCUCCGGACAAGCGGAAGAAGAUGGAUGGAUUUUGAAACUAAUAUAUACAGGCGACAAAGUAAAAACACGAGUUUUAGGUUGUUUACGCCAAUGUUUAUGCACUUGUGGAUGUUGUGGCUAACACUCAUUCUCUGUACCACUCGCCAGAUUAUUAUUAUAAAAUAUUGAAUAUUUAGACGUGUUAACUUUUCUAAAUAUUUCAAAAUGUGUUUAACCACAGGAAUAAACAAAUGCACCACCUAAAAUAAGUAUUUAAAACGAUCAAAUCAAUGAAAUAUUCACAAGCUUGGCAAACUGCAUGGCACCGUCAAUCACGUUACAUAAUCCCAAUGUCCUAAAACAUUUACAGACAUUGCAGUUUGCCACCACAGUCAUCCCUUGUUUAUCGCAGUUAACUGGUUCCUGACUCCACCGCCAUGAAUGAAUCUGCACAAUAUAGGAUUCACUUUUAAUAAAUGGAAUAUUUUCAGAGUUAGAGCAGGUUAGAGCCCUGUAGACACACAAUAACACAACUAUAGUCACCUUUACAGUCCUAUUUUUCUUUGUUUACAACACAUUGUGCAACUCUUAUGCUGCAGGGACUCGAGACGCCCGUGAGCUAGCAAACUAAGCUAGCGAGCUAACCAGUUAGCCUAGAAUUUAUUUCUUCUAAACUUAAGAAGGCAAAAAAACUUACCGCUUCCACACAAAAUGGAAGUUUUUUUUCCACUCUGUCAUGUGGGACAGUCAUGGCUUCAUGCGGUGUUAAGGUAAUGUCAAGUAAGCUAAUGUCUCAUCAAUGUUUUGUGUCAUCACUGCCACCUAGUGACUAGUAAUGUGACUAACUCACGCCACUGGCCACAAGUGAGUCAAACCCGGCAGUAGAAGACAUUUCAUUGCAGUUUGUGGUCUGUCAUUGUUCUGCAUGAGAAAACUUGAGCUGGAUGGGGUUAACAGAGAACAGCAAACUGCACACCAGAAUUAAAUAUAUUGUAUGGCUUACAGCUGAGAAACGCUAACCUUUUUCUUGUCCCUUGAUCUCUGUCUCUCCCUCUGUGCUUAACGUAAUUUGACUAAAACCCCUCUAAUCCUUCCAGAUAAUCUGUGAAAUGGUUCUCUCGCUCCUCUCCGCUUCUCCCUUCACUACCCCUUGUGUCUACCUUUCUCUCCACGUGGCUCCAGAGGGCCCACUGUUAAGCCACGCGUAGGGGCCGGCAUUAACAGGGUCAGCGUUGAAACUGUCCACAUAAACUGUGUCAUUAAAGAUGUGGUACGCCCAUAAAUUAAUCUUCUCAUCUAUUUUCCCCUUCAAACAAAUGCUUUUACAGCCGUGGUUCCGACCAUCUGUAUUUCACUAUGAUGCCAUGUUCUCAGCGCAAACCACGCGCAGAGUUAUCUGCUUCCUGGAAUUACUGAGAGAUGAAUACUCUCUAUGAUAGUCCAAUUUUUGGAUGUUAAUCCCUGCAGUGUGUCAGCUCUCUUUUUAGAGGCCUCCACUGAAGUGAGUACAGUCGUCCCUCGCCACGUCGCCGUUCAAAUUUCACGACUUCACCCUAUCACAGUUGUCCCAAAAUAUAUUAAUGAAUAAAUCAUGCUGUUUUGUGGUUGAAUGUGGCCUGUUAUUAGUCAAACAUAUUGUGUACAACUUAAAGGGAUAGUUGUAUGACAUCCCCAAAAGCAGUGUAGUGCAUCAACAGUGACUUACACCCCGCUUUGUUCCGUAAGCCGAGUUCUGGCCGGAUUUUGGCGAGGAGGAACGUAGUUGUGGUUACUUGCUGGAGUCACUUAAGUAAAAAGUUUGGCUUCUCAAAACAAUAGGCUUUCAAAAGUGUCAUACAUUUGCAUCAUAAAACCAUUGCUAACAAAAAAGUCAGCCCUCUCAGUCGCUUGGCGUUGUUUUCUGUGUGUUCCACAGUCUUUACAUGCGCCUCUUCCUCCAACGGGCGAGAGCGCACAGUGAUACGAACGAAUGGAGAGGCACAAUAAUAGCAUAAUAAUCCUAAUAAUAACAACACACUCCACUCCAGCUAAAACUCAACUUUUAAUCCCCAAUGUCACUUCCUGGAACAUAUUUACUGCAACUGCAAGUCUUAUUUAUGUCUUAAAUGCCUUAUUUUCUCAUAUAAUGUCUACUAUAGUGGGUAAUAGGAGUGUAAAGGUGACUGUGGGGGCGCUAUUUCAUGUCUAGAGGGCUCUAAUAAUGCUAAAACCGUAUAACUACAAAAAUAUUUGAUUUAUAAAUAAGGAAUCCUAUUACAUGAAAACUGACUUGUCACGGUCCGGUGUGGAACCGAUUAACUGUGAUAAACGAGGGGUAUUCAUAUAUUGUCAAAUAUUCAUCCUUGUCAUGCGUGGUUGCCCCACCCUCUCUGAGGCCCUCCCAUUGCCUUAUUGGGUCUUCUUAGGUGUUUCACAUCAGUAGUUACUACCUGCCUUAUAUGACAAGUACUACAAACCUGCUGACUAAAAACCUAACAAGGGGGUCAAAAUGUAAAGUUGAGGUGCAGUCAAAGCUUGCAGUGUUCAAUCACCACGCCAUAAAAACACAUGUAAAAACACAAUGGACAAUGUUAAGUUCAUGAAAAAUAGUGGCCAAACAUUCAUGUCAGUGAUAACAGACGUGAUGGUUGGACACCACCUGAUUUUUAGAUUUCAUUACAUGCCGCUAAUAAACCUAAUAAUGCUUUAUUCACAUGGCUUGCUAGCUUCUUGCUUUGCAGCCGGUGUGUGCUACAAGUAAAACAGAAGGCGUUCAGGGCGCUUCCCAUGCUAACCCACAAGCGUGAUGGAGGACACAAAAUGAUAACAUUUGCUAUGGACUUUCCACCGUUCCUGUACUGUGUCACUAUUGUCUGUGUAGCAGGAAUUGUGUGCGUAUUGCAGCGUGGCUGAAGGAUCUGCAGGGUGGGAGGAUGGAAUUUGGUUUGGUAGAGGUGGAGUUGGGUGUUAUCUGCAAAGGAAUGGACAUGGAUGUUGUAUUUAUGGGGGAUAUUGCCGAAAGGGAGAAGGUAGGUGAUGAAAAGCAGGGGUCCUAGGACAGAGCCUUGAGGCACGCCUGAAGUGACGGGGGAGGACUGGGAUCAGUGGGACUUGAGCUGAAUGAACUGAGAGCGACCAAAAGGUUCCUUUAUAUCAUCACUGUACCUCAGCAAUUUAACAGUUACAACCAAGGAAUUUCCAUUUCACCUGCAACUAACAAUUCCAAACUAUACAGAGGAGAAGAUCCUUGUAAAGCUCUCUGCAGGUUCAGAGGUUCUAGUUUUGCAGUCUGGUGCCAGUUACUUGUCUUUGUCUACCGAACACUUCCUGUCCUUUGACCUGCCUUUCUGGACUGACCUUUUGUGUAGCAACCCACAUCUGCCGAUUAAACUCACUUGUGAUGUGACCGCCUCUGAGUCUCCCUUCCUGAGUCACCUGAAGACACGACACUUUGGUACAAUGUAAAGGAGUCAGUGUACAGCUUGUAUCAGAGUGUAAAUUUGCUGUCCCCUGAAAAGAAUUCAACUUAGCCAUUAAUGUCUAAACUUCUGGCAACAAAAGGGACUGCACCCUGAAGUGAAAAUGUUGACAUUACUCGAGCGUCUCAGAAUCCUUUUCCACUCUUUCAUGACGUCAUCACGGAGCUGGUGGACGUUAGACACCUUGCACUCCUUCACCGUCCCUUUGAGGAUGCCCCACAGGUGCUCUCAGGGGGUUUAGAUCUGGAGACAUGCUUGGUCAGUCCAUCGCCUUUACGCUCAGCUCCUGUAGGAAGGCAGUGGUGGUCUUGGAGGUGUGUUAUCAUGUUGGAAUACUGCCCUGGGGCCCAGUUCCCGAAGGGAUGGGAUCACGCUCUGCUUCAGUAUGUCACAACAUUUUUACUUAUGGGCAUACUCGCUUUUGUUGCUAGCAAUUAAGACAUUCGUGGCUGUGUGAUGAGUUAUUUUGAUGGGACAGUGAAUUUAUACAUCCGUCCAUCCAUCCUAUGCCGCUUGUCCUCACUAGGGUUGCAGGGGUAUGCUGGAGCCUAUCCCAGCAGACAUUGGGCAAGAGGUCGCUGCACAUAUAUCAAGUUUAUUAAGAUGUACACUGACCACUUCAUAUUGUAUGAAAGUGUUGUUUCUUCAAUGUUGUCUCAUGAAAUAUGUGUUUAGUUCAGCUGGUAGCUGUUAGCUGCUUCCUGCGUAUGUUUCGUGCCUUCUGUGUGUGUUCUUGCCAUGUGUCACAUGUCUCGUCAUAUAUUCCUUUUUUCUGCUCUGCAACCCUCAUUAUGAAGUACUUUUACCUGCACUUCGUUUUUGUCUCUGCAUCUUGGGGUCGAGCAUUAAACCAGAAUGUGACAGAAUGCUCCAACCAGAUAGUGACCUCGCAGAGUUCGGCUACUGGGACCAGCUGUUCCUCAAGGCGAUGGAGGCUGAGUGAGCACAGUUCACGCCGGAGGAGCUGGAGAUGAUGGUGUAGGGACCUGACGGACGAAGCUGUGGCCUCAUGCUGUUCCCAAGUGCUGGCCCAGGGUCCAGCCUACUUGGCCCUGCUCAUCACCUGCACAAGUUCUGGUGACAGUGUAACACCAGGGUUGUCUCAACCCUCACUCUUGCACCACGUCUCUUCAAGCUUCUGACACCCCCAGAGCCUGAACCUUGUCAGCUUCCAUCGCCCCGGUGCCCACUCCAGGUUGCCAUGUCGUCUCAAGCUUCCAGCUUCUUGUCAGCCCCCGUCACCUCUGGUUUCUACUCCACGCUAGUUCAAGGCCGGGGCCAAACUUCCUCAAAUCCCGGCACUACAUCUUAAGCCACCACUUGGUCCGGCCGGGGUGUCAGAGCGGGAUGGACCUUUAACCCUCCCCCAAGCCUCCCUCCACCCUUCCCUGGUUCCUGUUUUGGCAGUAUGGGACGUCUGGAAUCCAUCCCUUGAGUGGGGGGGGGCUAUGGCCAGUUGUGCAUCCCCAGUCACACAGCGACUUCCCUUCGGUUUCUCCACGGCAGCCCAAGGUCCACCUGCUCUUUCGUCGCCUCCAUGCCAGGCCGACAACAAGUUGCAUCCUGCUCCGCCUUCACGUCAGGCAGAGGACAAGUCGCUCCCUGCUCCUGUCCCGGCUCAGCCCACGCGCCAGCCGCAAGGUUCCAUGUGACAGUAGGCAAACACAGGCUGGGGCUCCGAGAUUUCCAGGGGCACCCAAAUGUCUUCCAUUUUAAAAGGACAUAUUACUUUUUUAGUAUUGAUUCACGUGCUUCAAACGACGUCAGAAUGCAUAAUCUAUCAGGUUGGAGAAAAGUGAUGUGGAGUGGAGAAGAGGAGAAGGCGAGGGGGAAACAAACACUUUUUUCAAUCAAAAGUACCGAAAGUAGGCAGCUUGACAGCAGCACAGCCGAGAAGAAUGCGUUUUAGGGAUGACGCUGAGAGUGAUGCUUUUCAUCACAAAGAUAUCCCUCAGAUCAGCUAUGCCUCCACUGCCCCAGAGCUCAGCGACAACAGCCGCUACGAGUUCUUCUCUCGCGUGGUGCCUCCAGACUCCUACCAGGCCCAGGCCAUGGUGGACAUCGUCAAAGCCAUGGGUUGGAACUACGUCUCAACAAUAGCAUCGGAAGGCAACUACGGAGAGAGCGGUGUCGAUGCUUUCCUGCAGAUAUCCAGAGAAGCAGGAGGGCUGUGCAUUGCUCAAUCCAUAAAGAUUCCCAGAGAGCCCAGACCUGGAGAGUUUGAAAAAAUCAUCAAGAGACUGAUGGAGACGUCCAACGCUCGUGGGGUCAUCAUCUUUGCCAAUGAGGACGACAUCAAGCGGGUGUUGCAAGCUGCCAAAAAGGCCAACCUGACCGGCCACUUCCUGUUCGUCGGCUCUGACAGCUGGGGAGCCAAGAGUUCCCCCAUCCAAGACCAGGAGGAAGUGGCGGAGGGUGCCGUCACUAUCUUGCCGAAAAGAGCGUCUAUUGACGGAUUUGACGAGUACUUCACGACAAGAUCUCUGGAAAACAACAGAAGGAACAUCUGGUUUGCUGAAUUUUGGGAGGACGACUUCAAGUGUAAAUUGACUCGGCCCGGCAUCAAAUACGAAGCCGGGAGAAGGAAAUGCACAGGCGAGGAAAGAAUAAGUCGAGACUCUCAGUACGAACAAGAAGGGAAGGUGCAGUUUGUGAUAGACGCGGUCUACGCCAUGGCCCACGCCUUGCACAGCAUGCACCUGGACCUGUGUCCUGGCUCCAUGGGUGUUUGCGACAAGAUGGACCCCGUGGAGGGAAGGAUGCUCCUCCAAUACAUACGCUCUGUCAAUUUCAAUGGAAGUGCAGGAACUGGUGUGAUGUUCAAUGAGAACGGAGACGCUCCUGGACGUUACGACAUCUUCCAGUACCAGCUUUCCAAUGUCAGCUACCCUGGCUACAAGGUUAUUGGCCAAUGGACAAACCACCUCCGGCUCAAUCCAGAGGAAAUGCAGUGGUCAGGCGGUGACCGCAAGAUCCCAGAGUCCGUAUGCAGCUUCCCCUGCGAGUCCGGCGAGAGGAAAAAGAUGGUGAAGGGCGUUCCCUGCUGCUGGCACUGCGAGCUCUGCGACGGCUACCAGUAUCUGCUGGACGAGUUCAGCUGCGACAUGUGCCCCUUCGAUAUGAGACCCUUAAAGAACCGUACAGGAUGCCGGGCCACGCCCAUCAUCAAGCUGGAGUGGAGCUCUCCCUGGGCUAUAAUCCCCGUCUUCCUGGCAAUCCUUGGCAUCCUGGCCACCACGGGGGUCAUCGUUACAUUCAUCCGCUUCAACGACACCCCCAUUGUUCGGGCCUCCGGCAGAGAACUCAGCUAUGUGCUGCUAACGGGCAUCUUCCUCAUCUACCUCAUUACCUUCCUGAUGAUUGCGGAGCCCAGUGUGGUGGUGUGCGCCUUCCGCAGGUUGCUGCUGGGGCUCGGCAUGUGCAUCAGCUACGCUGCCAUGUUGACCAAAACCAACCGGAUCUAUCGCAUCUUUGAACAAGGCAAAAAGUCGGUCACACCUCCCAAGUUCAUCAGUCCGACUUCUCAACUUAUUAUCACCUUCAUCCUCAUCUCGGUGCAGGUGCUGGGUGUGUUCAUUUGGUUUGGCGUGAUGCCCCCUCACACCAUCAUCGACUACGAAGAGCAGAAGCCGCCCAAUCCCGAGUUUGCGCGAGGGGUUCUCAAAUGUGACAUGUCCGACCUGUCCCUCAUCCUGUGUCUGAGCUACAGUCUGGUCCUGAUGAUCACCUGCACGGUGUACGCCAUCAAAAGCAGGGGCGUCCCUGAGACCUUCAACGAGGCCAAGCCCAUCGGCUUCACCAUGUACACCACGUGCAUCAUCUGGCUGGCCUUUGUGCCCAUCUUCUUUGGCACCGCACAAUCUACUGAGAAGAUGUUCAUCCAGACCACCACCCUGACAGUGUCCAUGAGUCUGAGCGCAACCGUGUCCCUGGGCAUGCUGUACGUCCCCAAAGUCUACGUCAUCAUCUUCCACCCGGAGCAGAACGUCCAGAAGCGAAAGCGUAGCUUCAAAGCUGUGGUGCAGGCGGCCACCGUGUCCACGCACCUCUCCCAGAAAUCCAAUGACAAACAGAACGGCGAGUCCAAGAUUGAACCGGACAGAUCACAGUAAAGGAGGUCUGUUUAUUCAUCACGGAACAUGACGAGGCCCCUCACGCACAUGACCAGAAAAGAUAGAAAGCAUUUAUCUCGGGCGGUUUCUUCCCCCACCUUUUUAAAUAUGACACCAGCAAGAACGGUUCCAGUGGGGAACGUUGCACUAAAGGGAACGUGAAUGCUCACCUUGAUCAACUUUUAAUGGAAUCACAGAAGGACUGGCGGGCGAUGUGAACAAACUUAAAAAAAACACUGCAAAAAAUGUUUUUUUAAAUGUAUAAUGCCAAUUUUAUAUACACUUCAGCUUGUCAAGGAGGUGUUAUUUGUCAUUUUAAUGACAAAUAUGGCGACGAUGGCGCUAUGUGGCGACCUAUGACCCAUGGAAAGACGUGCAUGCGGCUGACGAGCCAUAUUAUUUAAGCACUGCAUGGAUUUUGUGUUGUGGUUAUUUGGAUUCAUUGCUUGUAUGGGGGAAGCGUUGCUUUCACAGCGUUUGUUUCACUGGGUGUCGUUUUUAACCGUACUACUAAAAACUGAUGAACAAACAGUCCUUGUUUAAUUCAUGUAAAAAUAAGAAGAAGAAGAAGAAGAAAGACGUCAGUCUGUCUGUCUUUGGGACAAUGACCAGCACAGCCCAACCCAAAGUGGCGCCCUAGGUGACAUUUUAUAUGGUGCCCCCUCCCCAUCGGCGAUUUACGUACGACGACAAAGGAAGUUGAGUAACCGUUUGUAAGAUAAGAUGUCACCCCGUUUACAUGGUUAACACAUUACAAACCAAUACUAAAAAAUACUAACCUCUCCCUAAGUGAAUAAAUACUAAAAGUAAUGAAGCACAAGUACAACAAUCAACAUCAAAGUAUUUACACUACACAGUUUACACACAAUAACUCUAUAUACUGUAACUCUAUAUACAAUCCAUAACUCUAUAUACUGUAACUCUAUAUACACCAAUAACUCCAUAUACAUCCAUAACUCUAUAUACUGUAACUCUAUAUACACACAAUAACUCUAUAUACAAUCAAUAACUCUAUAUACUGUAACUCUAUAUACACCAAUAACUCUAUAUACAUCCAUAACUCUACAUACUGUAACUCUAUAUACAAUCCAUAACUCUACAUACUGUAACUCUAUAUACAAUCAAUAACUCUAUAUACUGUAACUCUAUAUACAUCAAUAACUCUAUAUACAUCCAUAACUCUAUAUACUGUAACUCUAUAUAUAAUCAAUAACUCUACAUACUGUAACUCUAUAUAAAAUCAAUAACUCUAUAUACAAUCCAUAACUCUAUAUAUAAUCAAUAACUCUACAUACUGUAACUCUAUAUAAAAUCAAUAACUCUAUAUACAAUCCAUAACUCUAUAUAUAAUCAAUAACUCUACAUACUGUAACUCUAUAUAAAAUCAAUAACUCUAUGCAAUCGUCCCUCGCGUCUUCUCGCUUGGCGUUUCAAGGCAUCAUCGAUCACGGUUUUCCCAAAUAAAUUCAUUCAAAAAAUAAUGUGGUGGUUCGUCGCUGCUUUGCCUUUGAAUACGGCCUAUGAGACAAAAUAUGCACACGUCAGCGGCUUGAAUUUGGCCUAAAUUUAGACCUGCAUUUAGUUUAAUUGGGGUGGCCAGGGUGAGACCAUCACUCACAUAGGGGUGGCAAUAAGUUGAUACCUGAAUUGUCUAGAUGGCCGGUGGGGUGGCCACGCCCACCCUGUAGCUCGGCCACUGCUUUUGGAGCGUCUGUUAGAGCAGGUAAUAGCUGAGCAGUGUGCCGAGGACAUGUUUUCAAUGCAGUUUGUGGAUUCUGCUCACCAACAUGGCGGCCAAACCCGCGCAGGGCAUACUAUGGAAGUGGACGCCGAUCGGCACUCCUGUUUUGGCUUAUAUGCCCACUCAUGCUGCUACAGAGAGCUUCCAUUAUUAACGGGUUUAAAUGCUGAAUCACGCUUCAGAGUUUAAGUCAAAGUCAACAUGGUGAGAAAACUUGACCGGAACUGAACAAAGUAACAUGGAAAACUUACCUACCGCUUGCAGUUCAUGCAAGACGCGCUUUUAUUGACAGCUCCUCCACACGGGAAGUUGUGUGCUGCACUGAAAUGCGUCCAAGCGGAAACGGCGGUUAUGCUGAACUAAUGUUCUGCACCACAGAGUCACGUUUGUCAAAAUUGACCCCCAGCCUUGGGAGUGGCCAAGGGUGGCUAUCCAUCCAUCCAUCCAUUUUCUAUACCGCUUCUCCUCUUUAGGGUCGUGAGGGCAUGCUGGAACCUAUCCCAGCUGACUUUGGGCGACAGGCGGGGUACACCCUGGACUGGUGUCCAGCCAAUGGCAGGGCACAUAUAGACAAACACUCACAUUCAUACCUAUGGACCAUUUAGAGUCUCCAAUGAAGCUAACAUGCAUGUUUUUGGAAUGUGGGAGGAAACCGGAGUACCCGGAGAAAACCCCCCCACACACGGGGAGAACAUGCAAACUCUACACUGAAAUGUAUUUAUUUAUUCUCCAGGGGAGAAUGGAGCCCACAUCUUCCCGAUCUCCAGACUGGGACUGUGUGGCCAACAUGCUAACCACUGUCUAGAUCAGGGGUGGGCAAACUUUUCGGGCCGGGGGCCACAUUGACUUUUAAAAUUUGACAGACGGGCCGGGUCAGCACAAGAUACGAUACAUAUAAAAAAAACUGCAUUUGUUAACAGUACAUAUGAAACAUAACCAGAAAAAAGAAUUAAAAGUAUUAACAUCCAUUAGCUUGGAAAAUAAAACCAGCUUGGCUUUGAAGGCUCUGACGUUGGCUUGCAUUUCAUCCCUUGUAGCUGCACAUUCAGCUCGUUCAUGGGCGCCAGGAUGUCCACAGUAAAAGCUAAAUCACAAAGCCAAACUGUGUCAUUCAGCUCAGGAAAUGUGUCAGUAUUCUCAAGUAGCUCCAAAAACCAAAUCAUCUCCCGUUUGAGGUCCCACACACGUUGACAUACUUUUCCCAAACUUCAGUGUAGAAACAUGACCUCCUGCUCAGGGUUUCCUCUUUCACCUGUCCUGAAUUCUCUUGAGCAUCCCGACGUUUUUUCCUGUCACAUUUGGCGAUCCAUCUGUGGUAACGUUGGCGAGCGAGUAGAAGAGCGGUAAUUGGAAAUGGCUCUCUCAAGUCACUGCGCCUGCAGUGCCACCUGGUGUUGAAAUGCCGUCAUUACAAGUCAAAAUGAAAUGAAUGCAAUCAUUCACAUGAAACCUUAAUUCUGUACAAUCUUCGGCGGGCCGGAUUAAAAAGAAGAACGGGCCGGAUCUGGCCUGCGGGCCGUAGUUUGCCCACCUCUGGUCUAGAUUGUCUAUAUUAUUAUUAUACAAACGGGUACAAUAACAAUAAUAAAACAAUAAUCAACACAAUAACAAUCAUAAUUACACAAGCUACUGUUGCGUCCAAUUCACUCCAAACUAAAACCCAACUCUGAACCCCUGACGUCACUUCCUGUCCAUCCACAUUUAUUGCAACACACACAAGCACAGGUCUUAUAGCGUUGUUUUCUCUGCUUACAGUAGGUCUCCCAUAUUGGGGAGACCUACAGGUUAUCUAUGCUAACUCCGAAAACAUUUGGUUUGUAAAUAAGGAAUCACGGUCAGGUCUGUAACCAAUUAACCACGAUAAGCGAGGGACAAACGUAUAAGCUACUGUACAUUUACACUAUGUAAUAACUACACACAGAAACUAGAUACAAAAGCUAUAUAACAAACUUCUAUACAGCUACAUGGAAAAAUAUGGCCACUGUUAUCAUGUGUCGUAAUAAAUGGGCACUGCUUUACAUUUCAAAUCAACGUGAGCAUUCCCACCAUUUUUAACAUAAUAUCUUGAAUGUGAAUUAUUGUCCCCUGACUUUUAGCGUCCCCUGGAGGCCACAGCGCCUGCUGUAAAGAAUAUGAUCCGAUGAUCAGCAUACACGAGUCACCAGUUACCUUGACGACGAAAACAAUGCUUCUAAAACACGUUCUGUGAUGACAGAACCCCCCCAAACUGGAAGACAAUGGCAGCUUCAGUUUAUUGAAGGUCAAACUGUGUAUGGUUAUAAAGCAGGAAUAAGGAGAGUUCUAAAACUUAAAAGCGAAUGAGCAUUUCUUUAUCCCCAGCAGUACAAGCACAAACAUUGUGCAUACCGCCCCCUGUUGGACAGCUCACCGCAGUGAAACGUGGAAGAAGACGCCAUAUCAUUAAUAAAAAGAAUAAUCUUUAUUAUCCCAGUUGGUUUAGGGUUACAAAAAAAAUACGUUGACUACAAUACAACACACUUCAAAUCUAUGCAAAAAAAGGUGCUAAUUUAAAUAAUAAAAAAAAAAAACAUGAAGUGGUCGGCCAUUAAUUUUUAAAUAGAUCAUUGAGAAAGUGUCCUGUUUGGGGAUGAAGGACCAAAACUAAUACCAGACACUUGACAAGCUGCAUCCUGCCAUGCGACUUCCUCAUUCAAGGAAGCUGUCCAGAGUCAGGCAGGUUGGCGUCUUGGGUGGAGGCCUGCUCACCUUUUUCCUUUUAGCUUUCAUCAGUGGGCGAAUCUCUGCCAGUGGUGACUGCGUGGGGGAGUGCGGUAAAGGAACAAAUGCAAAUGUGCUUCCAUGCUUUUGCCCCAUUGAGAUUACAAAAUAGCAAUAUUUCGGAUAUCUUAGGAAUCGAGUAUUCUGACAUUUUUUUGGAUUAAUCGACUAAUUGGAAAAAACAUUUUUGCUUGGUGGAAGUGCAGUUAUAGAUACACAAGAGAAAAUAAAAAUAACUAAUGAAUGAUCAGUUGGUAGAACUUUUGUAGAUAAUCAAGCGUUUUAUUUGUUAAAUUGACAUUGUGCAUAGGAACAAAGUGUAUUUUCUUGGGUCUGAUGGACUACAUGAUGGAGCUUUGAUAGAUGAAUUUAUCCAUCUCAGACUAGCUAUUUACUGCUAUUUACUGUUAGCAUGUUGGCCAAUACAGUAACAGCCUGGACAUCGGGAAGACCUGGGUUGGAUUCUCCCCUGGGCAUUUCUGUGUGGAGUUUGCAUGUUCUCCCCGUGUGCGCGUGGGUUUUCUCCGGGUACUCCGGUUUCCUCCCACAGGUGAGGUUAAUUGGUGACUCUAAAUUGUCCAUAGGUAUGAAUGUGAGUGUGAAUGGUU